Messenger RNA from Anopheles gambiae (African malaria mosquito), 5073 nucleotides. Its product is annotated as daxx-like protein. Lineage: Eukaryota; Metazoa; Arthropoda; Insecta; Diptera; Culicidae. Bases 491 to 4285 code for a protein of 1264 amino acids. Gene Ontology annotation, cellular component: nucleus. The transcript has 5 exons. Gene Ontology annotation, molecular function: protein binding. Gene Ontology annotation, biological process: regulation of transcription by RNA polymerase II. The record is from RefSeq and is a predicted model, not a curated record.
AACCCGGGCGUUCUCUAUUAACCUUGCUUUUGCCCAUGGGUUGACGAUUACCUGAUCUGAAGGCGCGUUAUUUACCAAAAGCUGCAAGGGUAGAAAGUUCUACGUUUCGGGUUGACGAGAGCAGAAGCAAAAAAAAAGAAAAACAAGCCCUCGAAAGGGCGAAAGACUAAUUCACUUCAUCACCUUUCCUCUACCUGGCUGUGCGCAUCCGGACACUGCUCCAGUGCGGACAGAAACCUUAGCAACGCGAGCGAGAAUCCGCAGCAGCGAAGAAAAGUGUGUGUGUUGUCAUUAGGGGUGCCCUUCCGCUUCGCCUUGAAGCGCAGCGCGAUAGUGUGUGGUGUGGUGGUUUUUCCUGCGUAGUUUGGCAGUGUGUACGGGAUCCGUCUCUUUGUGUGCGGGCGCCCGUUCGGGUGAAAGUAGGAGCGAUUUUCCCCUGACCGAAUCGUGCGUAGUCAGCAGCCAGCUUGAUGCGGGAGUCAGCGCGAAUAUGAACAAAUCGCACGAGCAGCAACUAAAAUGGAGGGACACCGAGGUCGAGGAGCUGAUUGCCAGCAUGAAAGAGCGAGAGUUGCUGGCGCUAUCGGACGGCAAGAAGCGCCGCUCGCUGGAAGUGUUCGCGGUGGUGCGAAAUGAUCUGCUGCGCAAAGGCUACUUUCGCACCGAGGAGCAGAUACGCCGGAAGAUGAACGAGCUGCGGAAGCAGUACUUCGAGGCGAACCGGUCCGAGUCGGACAGUCGCUACGAGCUGUGCGACCAUUACGAGGCGCUGCACGAUCUGUUUACCGAUGCGCAGCGCAAGCUGGACAGGCGGACGGACCGGUCCCGGAUCCGCACCAAGCGUCGCCGUCAGUCGCAGAACGGAGGACAGGAGAUGGUGGUUCCGUCAGCUUAUCCGAUUAAAUCCUCCAAGGCGUCGGUUCGACGCAGCGCUAGCGGCAGCAGCAGCGUGUGCAGCAGCGUGCACAGCCAGCAGCACAACGGGUACGAGCAGCACAAUCAUCACACAGCAUCGGCGUCGUCGCAGCAGCAGCAUAAUGGUGGCGACGCGAUGCACAACGGGGGAAGAAGGAACGCUUCGCCGCCCCCGGUGCGUUUGAAACGCCCGGACAAGUUCCAUCUGAAGCAGAGCGCGUAUCAGCCCAACUUGAACAACUCUCUUACGAAUCUGUGCAAAAACGAUCGGUAUGCCGACGUGAUGUUGCUGGUUUGCAAUGACGAUGAUAACAUUGCCAUUCCGGCCCACAGGCUCGUGUUGGGAACGUUUAGCCCGUACUUCGCUAACGUGUUCGAAAAGGUUGCGUUCGUACCGUCGUCGGCAACGAUCUACGUGGCGCUGCCCCCGACGGUGACGCGGGCCGCCCUGCAGUGCCUGCUGCAGUACAUGUACACCGGCGAGGCGAUCGUGCACGCGGACUCGUUCGACGACGUGAUGAUGUGCGGCGAGUUUCUGCGCAUCAACGGAUUCGCGGGCAAACGGAGCAGCGGCAUGCUGAAGGGCCAGCAGGAGGAGCUGGUGUCGGUGCCGCUGGUCACGGUGACGAAAACGAUCAACAUGGACGCGGGCGACGCGAGACGGGGCAGCCCAGCAACGCCCGCGCCCGCGAAUACAACGACACGGGCGUCAACGCCGACGCCGGUACCGAUGACGAUGCGCGCGUACUACGGUUCACCGUCGCCGCCGAGGAAGAUUGCGCGGCAUUACGAACCGGCGCCGCCGGUGGUCUUUCAGCAGCCCCGGUACACGCUGGCGCACCAACCAAAGCAGGAUCUGCAAUCGAUGCAGCAGCAGCAGCAGAGUUUACGUCAAUCGAUGUAUCAGGAGGAUAUGUUAGAACCGACCGCAUUGAUGGGCCAUCGCUCACAAAUGCUCCCACAGCGACAGACACAGUACGUGCAGCAGCAGCAGCAGCAGCAGCAGCAAUUGCAACAGUAUCAGCCGCAAGAAAUGUCGGACGGUCUGUUCCAGCAGCCGUUCCGCCAACAGCAACCACUUAUGAUGCCGCUCAGGCAACCGUUGCAGCAGCGCUAUCAUCCGCAGCCGCUGCAGCCGCUCGAUAUGAACCUGGGGCAGGAGGAUAUGUUGCUUCCGUCACAGCCGGUGCAGAGCGCGCAGCGGCAGCAGCAGAUGAUGCGGAUGCAGCUACAUCGCCAAUGGCAGCAGCUGCAAGCCCAAGCACAGCAGCUGCAGGACGAGCUGAUGGACCCGGGCCAGGAUCUGCAGCCGCCACUGGUCCGGCAAUCCCCGACACUGCAGCAAACGGUUCAGAAGCAGCAAUCGCUUCAGUCGCUGCCACAGCAACAGAGCGUGCAACAGCAGCCUCGGCAGCUACAAACGCAACAACAGCAACAGCAGAAAGAAGUUCAGCAACAACAGUCAGUCCCGAUACAGCAGCCAGCGCCGUUGGAGCCUCCGGAGCUGCCCCUUCCUCAACAACCACAGUGUCCAACGGUGGCACAGGCACAGCAGCCAGCAGCACCUCCACAGCCUCCGGCACAGCAGAAACAGCCGCAAGCGGUGCCAACCGAUCAGCAGACGCUAGAUGCAGCGCAAGACGAUUUUCAGCAGCCGGAAGAGCUGUUGGCAACGCUACAGCUGGUAAGAACACAGCCAAUACUGAAGCCAACAGCAGCGCAACCAACGCAGCCCGUUGUUGCUGCCGAGCAAGUGUUGCUGCCACAGCAACCGGCUUCGGAGCAGCACGAGGAGGUAGCAACGGAAGAGCUGAUGGAUGGGACUGAAGUGCUGCUAGAAGAGGAAGAGAUACUGGAGCCGGAGCAGCAGCAGCAGCAGCAGCCACAGCAGCCGGAACAACUACUGGAGCAAUGUUUGUCCCAGCAGCCAAAAAUACAAGACGAAUUGAUGAAACUGCAGGAACUGCUGCCGUCGCAGGAGCUGCUAGCACCGCAGCAGCCGCCCCAGUCGGAACAGCCCGCGCAACAGCGCGAAACAUUGCGACCACAGCCAACGUUACAGCAGCGCCUGCUGCAAAAGCAAAAGCUGCAGAACGAGCUCGUUAGACCGCAGGAGCUGCUCGCCUCGCAGGAACUGUUGGCACCGGCGAAAACACAACCAACACCGCAGCAGCCACAGCGUGCAGCGGCAGGGCAAUCUAAUCAGCUGAAACCGCUGCUACAAUUUCGUCGCCCCAAGCAGCAUUUCCAGGCCCAAAUUCUGGUGGACAAGCUAAUGGCAAAGCCGACACAAGCGGACACGGUGCCAGUAGCAAAAACCCAAAGCCAGCCGGAUGAGAAAGGCGCGAAAGAAGGUAAAGCCGUGCCGGCGGCUCAAACAUCGAAGAGCGUAGCGUCAUCGUCCGGCACGUCGCAGCUGAGCGAUUCCGUGCUCAUCGCCAAGGACGAAGCGGCGGCAGCCGUAGACAAAGCGGUGCAGGAAAACGAACCCGAAGAUCCGAACGACCGGUCGCUGGAGGAUCCGAACGAUCGGUCGCUCACGCGAAGCGAAUGCGAUGUCGAGUUUCUGGACAAACCGCGCCGCAACAGCCUGUUCGAGUUUGCCGACCAGCGCAAUCUGAAGCUGUACGAGGCGCAGGAGCGGCGCAAGAUGGACUUUAUCAAGGAGUACGAAGAGCACAUGAAGAGUGCGCAACCGAUGGUGGAAACGCCCGAACCGUCGCCGUCGGUACCGCCCGCCCCGGUAUCGCCCGGCAGCUCGUCCAGCUCACCGCCCCCACUGCCAACCAAGUUCAAGGUGCAGCAUCGCAAGCCGGCGUCAAUUAGGCGCCUGGUGGCGCUGCCCAAGCCGCCCGACAUUAUCGACGCGCUCGACAGCAUGGUCAACCUGACGUCGGACGAGUCGAUGAUCGAGCUCGUGUCGAAGUCGCCGGAAUCGCAGACGUCCCACUUUAGCACGCGGUCCCACAGCCCGGACGGGCAGGGCAAGAUCGAUGCGCUCAUACUGGAGAACUUUGCCGAGCAUCCGGCCAUUUUCGCCAACAGCUCAAUGAACGAGCUGGUGCCGCACCCGGAGACGGCCGAGCUGGACGAGAGUGACGGGCUCGACCAGCAGGAGGGCACGCUGCCGGACCAGUACGUGUCGUCGCGGCUGAACUGCCAGCUCUGCUACAUGUCGUUCACCACGCCGACCGACUGGGUGAACCACGUGUCCUGCCACUGUAUCGUGGAUCAGGGUUUACUGAAGCGGAGACGAAUUUCGAACGAUGACGAUAGCGACUAUUUCCGGUGCGACAUGUGCUCGUCCUACUUCAUCUCGGCCCAGGACUGGCUAACGCACGUGGCAAAGCAUAAUAACGAUCAUGAAUAGUAAGCCCUCGUGCUCUGUAGGACCUGAACGCCAUGUUUUUUAAAGUUGUAUGGAAGAAGUAUUUUUACACCCUCGUGCUCUCGACCAAACCAAUCUUCUUUUUUUUUGGGGCUCAAUAACUACCGCAAUUGGGGCCUGUCUAAGCGCCACUUUGUGGACUUGGUUAUCUGUGACUUCAUCAGUGUGUGUGCAUACGAGCAAGUCAAGUCCUUGCGCGUGCGGGGUUGUGACUCGUUCCCGCACGGGGAUCUGAACCCAUGAUGGGCAUUGAUGUUGUCGAUUUGCCUUCCUUAUCACAGGACGGGUAAGAAAAAAGCGGAAGGCAGUGCAUCUUGUUUGCCGAUCACGUUUUUUGUCACCCUUCUAAAGAAAAACGAACGAAACCAGACACACACAAUCGGGGCUAAGAUGAGGAGAUAAUGCGCUGGUACGCUGGUGUAACUUCCCUUGUCAAUAGAUUUAUUCUUCACAAUAAUGUCUAAUCAAAAACAAGGAUCGCAUGUAUAGUUAGUACCCAUGAACGUUGGAGGAAAAAGCAGAAGCUAUUAGCUAUGAUUGCUAGGGAUUACAAUUAAUUCAUAUUAUGAUAUAAUGCUCCGUACGCAAGAGAAAGAGAGUGAGAGGCCAGCGACACCGCGGAUCUCUCUCCCUUUAACUGAUAGAAUCCUAGAAAAAACGGACACAAAACACACAUACACUCACACGCAUUGCAAGUAACAGAUUUAUUGUACAACUUGACGGAAAAAACGAAAUUCCCCAAAUAUAGUUUUCUUUUAAUCCUUUUUUCA